This is a messenger RNA of Magallana angulata, 1783 nucleotides long. RefSeq names its product protein rolling stone-like. Bases 557 to 1426 code for a protein of 289 amino acids. Gene Ontology annotation, cellular component: membrane. The record is from RefSeq and is a predicted model, not a curated record. The transcript has 4 exons. NCBI's taxonomy places the organism in Eukaryota, Metazoa, Mollusca, Bivalvia, Ostreida, Ostreidae.
UACAUUUGUAUGUCCCCGUUUUGUCGCCAAGUUCAACGCCAAAUUUUUGACACUGCAUUGGCACCCUUUUACCAAUCGAGUUCAUGUGCAAUCGAGUCCCAUUGGCAAAGCUACAUCUGUAGUACACAUAGUGCAUACUGUAAGUCUAACGCUACUUUUUUGCUUCUUAUCCUACGCAUUGGAAAGAUGAAAUGUGAGAGUAAUUAAAAUUGAUGGUUUCGAGUCUAGAUCGAAGCUACCGGAACGCUGUUAUAGUUUCUGUAAAAAGUCGUGAACAGCGAUGUCCUUGGAUGCCAACGGUUUCCUAUCGAUUGGGACGUCGCGAUCAGAACCUUGUAUGAUAACGAAAUGCAGUCAGCAGAUUGAAGGCAAUCUCUACAAGUCUGUGGUGAAACGAUUCACUCAUUUAGGGUAAAUCUAUACAGAUUACGAUAUAAAUUCAAACAAUGGGACUGUAACCAUAUUCUAAACAGCUGUUGCAGUAAAGGGACACUGUUCACGCCGAUUCACGUUUGCUAGCCUGUAAUGAGAGAGGGUCUCUUCUGAUCAAAGUACUAUGGCAUGCGAAACGUUUGUGAAAGAAUUUCAAUCUGAGAAUUUAAGCCUUCAUCAUGAAAACCCAUCGGACUUUCUUCGCUCUCAGUGGCCAAUUAAUCAAAAAUUGUACGUCGGUUGUCGUAUCAUUGUCUCCUUGGCACUGAUUGGUUGGUUCCUGGCUGAUAUUAUCUACGAAUCAGAGACGUUCUAUCAGGACAGAACCUGGACGUACGCUGUGUACGCUACUAACUGGAGCUUCUUUCUGCUGGUCAUCACAAGCGUGUACCAGACAGUGUGUAGUCUGGUCUACACGGCCAAGUCUUCCGACAAUCUAGCAGACGAUAGAUACUUUGACAGGAUGCCCCUGUCUCUAAAGAUUCUCUGGGUGCUGAAAAACAUGAGCUACAACUCCGCCUUCAUAGUCACUAUGUCAUAUUGGGCGUUUAUAAUAUUCCUUGACCAUAGCAAGAUUUUUCAAACCGAGCUGAGCAGACUCAAACACACUUUGAACUCGGUGUACGUCAUCAGUGACGUCAUGAUUUCUGCCACGCCCUUCCGUCUUCUCCAUAUGUUCUACACAGUAGUCCUCGGUUCUAUCUACUCACUCUUCAACGCCAUUUAUUUUCUGAACGACGGAACGAUUCUGGAAGGGCGGCACUAUGCGUACAACGUCCUGAACUGGGUGAAGCCGACGGAGGCCAUUGUGACGUGUAUACUUUGUAUUGUCCUGGCCAUUUUGAGCCAGACAUUUUUGUUCCUUCUCUAUCGGUUACGUUUGUUGAUAUUUUCUAAAGUGUAUUUUAAGGAACCUGCAUUAGCGCCCUUGGAUGAUUUUGAAUCGGAAAUGAGCAGUAUUAUCUCCGACCAACCCAACUACACUCUAGAAUAGCUUAAAGGUUAUAUAACUAUUUAAUUAAUAUAGUACGUAUUUAUCUAUGUGAUAUUUAUAAAAAAUAUUUACGAUUUUAAAUUAAGAGAGCGAUAACAGUUUAAUUCUUGCUGGCGUUCAAAGUUCAUAAACGUGAUUUUUUGAGAUGAAUAAUGAAAAUAAGAGUAAUCAGCAUUACUAAUGUUGUUUUGCAAAACAUAUGUUCUUAGUUCUACUCCAUCUUUUUUUAUAAAAUCGAUCGACUUUUAUCUCUUAAGUGUAACAUACGGAAUAGAUGCUGUUAUUUAGAUUAAUAAUAUUCAAGCAUUGCAAUUAAUGUGUAUAUUUAUAAUGUUAUUGUUUGUAGUAAAAACUAUG